Molecule: messenger RNA, 945 nt
Organism: Staurois parvus
Lineage: Eukaryota; Metazoa; Chordata; Amphibia; Anura; Ranidae
Source: the annotation of a GenBank genome assembly
AUGAAUCUUGUAGUGGCAAAGCUGUUGUGCCUGCUAGCAGUAUUUGUACUGAUGAUGCUAGGUUCCCUUGGACCUGUCAAGCUAAUUGUGCCAGAUAUCGAGAGAGCUUCUCAUUCACAAAGGAUCCUUUCCUUGUGUAAUUCCUUUGCUGGAGGAGUAUUCCUGGCUACGUGCUUCAAUGCUCUGCUUCCUGCAGUGAGAGAAAAGUUUGAGGAAGUUCUAAAAAUGGGCAAUGUCAACACAGACUAUCCACUGGCAGAGACUAUUAUGCUAGUUGGAUUUUUCCUCACAGUCUUUGUGGAGCAAUUAAUCUUAACAUUCCGGAAAGAAAAACGUUCAUUCUAUGAUUUGGAAACCUUUAAUGUAGGAUCCGAUGCUGGUAGUGACUCUGAAUAUGAAAGCCCAUUUAUAUCCUCCAACCAGGACAACAACCAAUAUGAAAGAGGUCACAGCCACCACGCUCAUAGCCUAAAUAUCAGAGAGCUCUCCAGAUCUGGACCCCUUCGACUUGUCAGCUUGGUGUUUGCACUCUCUGCCCAUUCAGUUUUUGAAGGUUUGGCACUUGGUUUGCAGGAACAGGGGGAUAAGGUGCUGAACCUCUUCAUAGGUGUUGUAAUUCAUGAAACAUUAAUUGCUGUGGCAAUGGGGGUGAACAUGGCAAAAGUAAAAACUUCAAUGAGAGAUGCUGUGAAGAUGGCUGUUUUAGUGAGUAUAAUGAUUCCAAUAGGUAUCUCGAUUGGAAUGGCCAUUGAGAGUGCCCAGAACAUGGCGAGCAGUAUUACUUCAGCUCUUUUGCAAGGCAUUGCAGGGGGGACUUUCCUCUUUGUUACCUUUUUUGAAAUUUUAGUGAAAGAGCUUGAGGAUAAAUAUGAUCGUUUACUGAAAGUACUUUUCUUGGUUCUUGGAUAUGCUGUUUUAGCAAUAUUAGUCUUCUUUAAAUGGUAG